CUAAAUUUUGUAUGCAUUGUAAUUGAUUUUAGGUCAUUAGCAUUUAUAUGGGAAUGAUGGUAAAUCUUGUUGAUGCUUGGCAACCUUAUAAAGCAGCUACACAAGCAUUGAGCAACACUAUUGACAUUGCUAAUGUUAAAGAACAGUGUCAGAGAUACCACACUCGAGUUGUGAAAAUGAUUCCAACUGUUGAACAUCUUUUAAAAGAAGGAGCACUGUCUGAAGAAGUAGUGCUCGAUAAUGUUCCUAAACUUUUAAAUGUAGCCAGAGAGUGUAAUGUGACUUUAAGAUGGAUGUUGCUACACACCAUAGCAUUAACACCAGCUGCUGAAGUUAACAAAAAAUGUCGGCAGUUGAGAGAGCAAGUGAUUAAUGAUAGUCGUUACAAUCCGUUGCAAGUUUUCCAACUACUACUAUAUACUGCUCAGUUUGAACUGAAAGUAAAAGAGCUUUUUAAGCAGCUCCUUAAAGAAAAGCAAGAGAAAUGGAUGAAAUAUAAAGCAGAAGGUGUUGAAAGGAUGAAUGAAUUAGGAGAUGUGUUUUCAGGAACGAGGCCUUUAACACGUGUGGAAAAAAAUGAUAAUUUACAAGCUUGGUUUAAAGAUAUGGGUAAGCAAAUCGAAACUUUGAAUUAUGAUGAUGCUACUGCUACUGGAAGAAAAAUUGUACAGCUGAUUCAAGCUCUUGAAGAAGUAUCUAAAUUUGUUUUUAAUAUUAAAUUGAUUUUGUCAUAGCAAACUUUUUUUUAA
Molecule: messenger RNA, 749 nt
Organism: Parasteatoda tepidariorum (common house spider)
Lineage: Eukaryota; Metazoa; Arthropoda; Arachnida; Araneae; Theridiidae
Source: RefSeq, a predicted model, not a curated record